AGUUAUUUAAUCUUGAAAUUGGAAUUAAACUGCUCUUUUUAAGCCCGUGGUGGGGUUUGUUCUUACAUCUGAGGCAUGCAUGAUUGAGUUUUGGCUGAUGGAGCUGCAGCUGAGGGUGGAGGAAAGGGUUAAAGCGGAGGUGCAUUAGAGAUGCGUGCAGGAGCGGAGGGGAGGAGGCGCAGCACUGAGACAUUGUCAUGCAAACAGAGACCACCGCCUCGCCAUUGUCUCCCGGACACCAACUUUAUUAUAAACACACACCGCGAGCCGCCCGGCGCUCAGAGCACCGGACACCGGGACCUGACACUCGCACAGCCGCCCGUCCGUCCACAUGUACAAAAUGGAUUACUCGUAUCUGAACACGUAUGACUCGUGCAUGGCGGCGAUGGAGGCGAGCGCGUACGCGGACUUUAACUCCUGCAGCCAGAGCAACGGCUUCCAGUACAACCCGAUCCGCUCCGGCUUCAGCUCCGGCCCGGCCUGCGCUCCGCUCGCCACCGCCAGCUGCACUCUGGGCGCGCUCCGGGAGCACCAGCCUGCGCCCUACUCCACAGUGCCGUAUAAGUUCUUCUCGGAUGCGUCGGGUCUGAAUGAGAAGCGAAAGCAGCGUCGGAUCCGCACCACAUUCACCAGUUCCCAGCUGAAGGAGCUGGAGCGAGUGUUUGCUGAAACACACUAUCCUGACAUCUACACACGCGAGGAGCUGGCGCUCAAGAUCGACCUGACGGAGGCACGCGUACAGGUCUGGUUCCAGAACCGAAGGGCCAAAUUCCGCAAGCAGGAGCGAGCGGCGAACUCUAAAGCGUCGAGCAGCUCUGGCGGGAAGAAACCCAGCGAUGCGCGCUCUUCAUCUGAAGACGACGAGUCCAAAGAGUCGACCUGCAGCCCGACGCCUGACAGCACCGCUAACAUGAGCAGCCCCGGGGCCCGCAGCAGCCUGAGCCCCAGCCCCGCCCCUGGCCCCGCCUCCACCUUCAGCCCCGCCUCCAUCUCCCCCGCCCUCAAGAGCUCACCCUGGCCCAGCCUGGGCUCUGGGACCCCGGGGCCCACACACACGCACACGCAGGAGCUGCUGAAGGCCUGGCAGCCGGCGGACAGUAUGAGCGGACCCUUCGCCGGGGUCCUGUCCAGCUUCCACAGGAAAAACAACACCAUCAAGAGCAACCUCUUCUAGAGCCCCGCGCUGACUCUGGACUCGCUCACAGUAAAGACUCGUGCACAACGCUAGCGUUAUCACUCGCGUUUAUCGUCAGCGUUUGUCGCUCGCAUUUAUCAUCUGAAUUUGUCGCUCACGUUUAUCGCCCGAGUAUGUCGCUCGCAUUUAUCGUCAUCAUUUGUAUCUCACGCUGAUCAUCUGAGUUUGUCGCUCUCGUUUUUUAUUGUUGUUUGUCGCUCACAUUUAUUGUCUGAGUUUGUCGCUCGCAUUUACCAUCUGAGUUUGUCACUCGCGCUUAUCACUGUUUUUCGCUCGCAUUUAUCGUCUGAGUUUGUCACUCGCAUUAACAAUCUGAGUUUGUUGCUUGCGUUUAUUAUCAGCGUUUGUCACUGCCGUUUAUUAUCCGAGUUGACUUUUUCGCUUGCAUUUAUUAACUAAGUUUGUCACUCGUGUUUAUCACCACCGUUUGUCGCUCGCAUUUAUUGUCUGAGUUUGUCGCUCGCAUUCACCAUCUGAGUUUGUCGCUCGUGUUUAUCAUCAGCGUUUGUCGCUUGCGUUUAUCAUGAGUUUGUCGCUCACUUUUAUCAUUGAAGUUUGUCAUUCACAUUGUCUUCAGCAUUUGUCGCUGGUGUUUAUCAUCAUUAUUUGUCACUGGCGUUUAUCAUCCGAGUUUGACAUUCGCAUUUAUUAUGAUUUUGUCGCUUGCGUUUAUUAUCAAAGUUUGUCACUCACAUUUAUUGUCGCUCGCAUUAACAAUCUGAGUUUGUUGCUUGCGUUUAAUAUCAGCGUUUGUCACUGCCGUUUAUUAUCCGAGUUUGACGUUCGCGUCUAUCAUGAAUUUGUUGCUUGCGUUUAUGAUGACUUUGUCGCUCGCAUUUAUUAACUAAGUUUGUCGCUCGUGUUUAUCAUCACCAUUUGUCGCUUGCAUUUAUUGUCUGAGUUUGUUGCUCGCAUUCACCAUCUAAGCUUGUCGCUCGCGUUUAUUCGAGUUUAAUGUUCGCAUUUAUCAUGAGUUUGUCGCUCGCGUUUAUGAACUAAGUUUGUCACUCGCGUUUAUCAUCAGCGUUUAUCACUCGCAUUUAUUGUUCGAGUUUGUUGCUCACAUUAACCAUCUGAGUUUGUUGCUCGUGUUUAUUGUCUGAGUAUGUUGUUCACAUUUAUCGUCAGUGUUUUUCACUUGAAUUUAUCGUCUUUGUUCACUCUCGUUUAUUGUCAGCAUUUGUUGUUUGUGUUUAUCAUCAGCGUUUGUCACUCUCGUUUAUCAUCUGCGUUUGUCACUCUCAUAUAUUAUCAGCGUUUGUCACUCUCGUUUAAUCAGCGUUUGUUACUCGCGUCUAUCUUCAGCCGUCAGUAAUUGUUUUACGGGUGAGUGAACAUGCAAAAUCACUUCCUGACACUAGAUGGUGCCUGAUAAAAAAAUACUUAAUAAGAAAUACCAAUGCAAUGCCACAGCAAUUCGUAACUUUUUAAUUUUUAAAAAGCUUUACUUUGAUGCGCUUUAAUAUGAUAAGUAUAUAUUAAUUAAUACACACAAACACCUGAGCUGCAUGAAAAAUUGAAUACUAAAGUAUGUACGAAUUCCGAUGUAAUACUGUAUUUGAUUUUGACUUUACUUUUACUUUACUGUCUAUAUAGUAUGAAAAUUAAUAGAAUGAAUGGAAUUCGAAUGUACUAAUGUCAUUUGUCGUUAUGACGUGAUCUAUCUACGUUAGUAGCAUCACUUUACUCAAAUUGUUGGUCAUUUGAGUACUUCUCGCCUGCUGUUUUUUUUUCCGAAUACUAUAUAUUCGAAUACUAUGUUCAUUUUUGCAUACUAUAUAGUAGGGAGGGAUACGAUUUGAGCCUCAGCCCUAUUCAAAUAUUUGCAGGAAAAAGUCGCGUGCCAUGAAAUAAAAUUAAACAGAGCUCAGAACAAAUUUCUGCGUAAUCGGCUAGAUCGUUUUGUGCUUGAGUGCCACCAAGUGGUGUUUUAGUGUAACUUCAACAAUGAACAAAAGCUGCAAUCUCAUUGGUUGGACAGUUUUUAAGUGUUUUUUUUUUUAAAUAAACGACAAUUUUUUGUCUAGGGUUUUGUGCAUUUGGUGUGCACGCUCACAUUAGCGCUCUUCGUUUAGUCGUGAGGUGUUAAACGUCGACGAUAAUCGUGCGAUAAUAAUCAUGGUGUGCACGAGUCUUAAGAGUUCACUUGUUCAUCUGUUAAUGCAUUAUUAUUAUUAUCACACAUCUUCUGGCAGACGUUCAGUUAGAAGCAGGUUAACUGUAGAUAUACUGCCAUCCAAAGGCAGAGCGCAGUAGCUACACUUUGUGUCUUAAAGGGACAGUUCACCCAAAAAUGUGAACCAUUGAUAGCGUCUACAUUUGGUAGAUGUGAAUUAAAUGAGAAGUUUCAACCGUAAAAAACAUGAUUUAAUGCAGAAACAAGCAAACAUGAUGGCCAGUUUCAUCUUAAUGGUGCAUUAACUGAUGAUCCCAGAUCAGCUCUUACUGUACGCUGAUGUGCUUUACUUACUGUCCUGUCGGCACUUCUGUUCAGUGUGUGUGUGAGAGAGAUGUUUGUGUGUUUGCAUGAAUGUGUAAGAGAGAAAUUGUGAGUGAUUGUGUGUGUUUGAGUGUGCAAUGCUUGUUUCUGUGUGUAUUUCUGUCUAUAAGAGCGAGCGAGACGAGUGUGUUUGUGUUUAUUUGUCUAAGUGUGUGUGUGUGACCCCAGAAAUAAGCGUAGUUAAGCCACAUGUAGUUAAUUUAUUAAAGAAAAAAAAAAGAAAAAAACUAAACAAAAACUGUUGGGAAGGUCAGAUGAUUUUUUUAAGCUAGGCUUUUAUUGAGAAAUAUUUUGUAAAUAUUAAUAUAAAUACGAUGUAGGUUUUUUUAUGUUUUCUGGCUCCAGUGCACGCCAUUGUGUUUCCUGAAUGACCUGCUGUAUAUAUUAAUCAAAAAAGUCACUGAAUAAAGACACUGAGAAUCAAUAAA
Molecule: messenger RNA, 4123 nt
Organism: Danio rerio (zebrafish)
Lineage: Eukaryota; Metazoa; Chordata; Actinopteri; Cypriniformes; Danionidae
Source: RefSeq, a predicted model, not a curated record